UACAUAAUUUGUAUAAGCUUUCAAAUCAAUAAAAAUGGGAGAAGAACAGUUCGGUGUUCGUCACGUUAUAGGAGCACCAAUUGCAACUACAAGAUUAUCUGAACAGGCUAUAGUAUGUAUGCCACCGAGAUCUGCAAAGUUCACAUUAGCAGAAUGGAAGUUGAGCAACGACAUGCGAUGCCGGAACACCGAAGACCAGCAGCAGCUAGCAGACCGUGUCCUCAGGGAAUCGGAAAGAAUAAGAGAAGAAACCGCCGAACGUGCUGACAUUAUGAAGGCCACUUCAGAUCGACGCAUAGAAGAACGCAUCGGCGAUAUAGAGUUCAAUAAAAAUGAACUGCAAAUUCAGAGAAAAGAAAUUUGCCUUGAACUGGAAGCUUUGGGCGUCUAUAAAACUCGUUUGCAAGAUUGCCUUGCUUCCUUACAGUCUAAUGCUCUUACUAUAUGCCGUAAGUGUUUGAUGUUAAGAGACGGCCGGAUUGGUAUCGAUUUAGUCGUCGAUGAGGUGGAACAUGCCCUCCAACAAGAGAUCACUACGAUCCUCGGUGGCCAGAGUCUUCUGAAGCGAGCUUUAGAACAAUUAAAUGAACAAAUGCGACGUCUCCGGUCAACUAGAUACCUUCUCGACCGAGACCUUCAGUACAAACAAGCAGCAAUUGAUCUAGAUCAAGGAUCACUAUCUCUGAAACCAACUAAUCUAUGCCUCUCUGUUUACGAAGGCUAUGCUAAUCUUGACCCAGCAAAUAUAUCAGCUGAUGAAUAUAACGCAUAUUCCGCAAAAAACAUACAAUUAGCUGCCAGAGAAGUUACCAGUGCUCGUCCCAUACGAGUUUUUAUUGAUACUCUGCUGAAGCAAGUUAUUGAUGAUCUUUGGGGAGCCUUCAAUAAGUGUAAUCACGAAUUUAAUGAACGCAUUGAAGAUACGAAACGUGCGAAGGCAAAACUCGAAGAUAUGCAUAGGGAGACGACCCAGAAGAUUUCUGAUAUGCAAAACAAUAUAUUGCAGUUGCAAAAAGCUCUAGCGGAUAAGGAAGGCAAUACUGCAUUGGCUCAUACAAGACUGGGAAGGAGGGCGCAGAGAGUGGGUGCUGAGUUAGUACGUGAUCCACCUGGGCAAUCUCUUUACUAUGAAUGUGAAAUGCUACGUCAUAGCACAGAGCAACUGCAGCAGAUGCUACAUGAAGCCAAUGCUUCCUUACGUUACCUUCUACAAACACAAAUCCAGCUCGAAGAAGACAUAAAUGUCAAAAUGAACACAUUGAAAAUUGACGAAGUGGAUUGCAUGACGCUACGUACUACGAUGGAUUACCACGCUUAUUAA
Messenger RNA from Zerene cesonia (dogface butterfly), 1321 nucleotides. RefSeq names its product tektin-1. The transcript has a single exon. Gene Ontology annotation, biological process: cilium movement involved in cell motility; cilium assembly. The record is from RefSeq and is a predicted model, not a curated record. Bases 35 to 1321 code for a protein of 428 amino acids. Gene Ontology annotation, cellular component: nucleus; microtubule cytoskeleton. Lineage: Eukaryota; Metazoa; Arthropoda; Insecta; Lepidoptera; Pieridae.